Molecule: messenger RNA, 5842 nt
Organism: Myotis lucifugus (little brown bat)
Lineage: Eukaryota; Metazoa; Chordata; Mammalia; Chiroptera; Vespertilionidae
Gene: P2RX7
Product: purinergic receptor P2X 7
Exons: 14
Coding region: 2808-4577 (589 amino acids)
Biological process (GO): monoatomic cation transmembrane transport; response to ATP
Cellular component (GO): nuclear inner membrane; plasma membrane
Molecular function (GO): extracellularly ATP-gated monoatomic cation channel activity; purinergic nucleotide receptor activity; ATP binding
Source: RefSeq, a predicted model, not a curated record
GCGGCAUCAUGGGGAUCCAGAUCAAAUGGGACUGCAACCUGGACAGAGCCGCCUCCUUCUGCCUGCCCAGGUACUCCUUCCGCCGCCUGGACACUCGAGACCUGGACCACAAUGUGUCCCCCGGCUACAAUUUCAGGGUUGCCAUAACAGAUGACUACAAACCAGGGGGCUGGGAACAAAGGAUUUUAUCCUCUCACAGUUCUGGAGGGCAGAAGCCCCACAUCCUGGUGUCAGCAAGGCCAGGCUCCUUUCUUGCCUCUUCCAGCUUCCGGUGGCUCCCGACAAUCCUUGGUGUCCCUUGGCUGGUAGACACGUCACUCCAGUCUCUGCCUUCUGCCCUCUGGGUCUCUGUCUGUGUGUCCCCUCCUCUUCUUAGAAAGACACCAGUCGUAUUAGAUUCAGGGCCUGCCUUAACUCAGUGUGUCCUCAUCUUAGGGGCCAGGGUCCCGUUUGCCACUUUCCUGUAGCCACAUACAUUUGCACCUGCCCUUUGUCGCAUCUUGCACACAAGUAGCCACUAUCAAAAACAGGCCCCAGGCCCUGGCUGGUUUGGUACAGUGUAUAGAGCGUCGGCCUGUGGACUGAAGGGUCAAGGGCACAUGCCCGAGUUGUGGGCUCGAUCCCCAGUAUGGGGCGUGCAGGAGGCAGCUGAUCAAUGAUUCUCUCUCAUCAUUGAUGUUUCUAUCUCUCUCCCCAUCUCCCUUCCUCUCUGAAAUUUAAAAAAAAAGGUCCCAGGAGGGGCCACCUGAGUAGGUCAGUGGUGCUUUUUGUGUUGCAUUUGUCUCCCUCUAGUGGUGACAUGGGGAAUCAAAUGCACGUGUGAUCUGCAGUCCUUUUGAACCAUCUGGCUCACGGAUAGAAAGGCAGAUGUUUGAAUCUUUUCCUAAGCAAGGAGUUCGAUCUGUGUUGCUCUGUUUCUACCCUCACACAGUUCCUGUAGAAACCACUGGGCUCGAACCCCAAAACAGAGAGAAGCCGAUGGGACCCUCACAAGGACAGCCCUCCCCGGACUCCUGCCAGCAUCAGGCCCUGCCCAAGUCCCAGGCCUGGGCCAUGGCACGGGGACAGAUCACGGGCCAAGAGUUUAGGUUCUGGGAUUCCCUGUAUAAAACAGGCAGCAAAUGGUAUCACGUCUCAGUGGUUCUCCCUCAGCCAUUUCCCUGUGUGUGUGUGUGUGUGUGUGUGUGUGUUAAGGCUUUGAGACAGUUCACAUACCACACAGUUCACCCAUUUGAAGUAUAGAAUUCUGUUUUCAGUACAUUCACCGAGUUGUGCACCUACCACAACAGUCAGUUUUAGAACAUUUCCAUCACCCGUACCCUUUAGCUUUCACCUCUCUGUCCCCCUCACCCCAGCCCCUGGCAACCUCUCAUCUACUUUCUGUUUCUGCAUUUGCCUGUUCUGGACUGUCAUAUGAAUGGAGUCAUACAGCAUGUGGCCUUCUAUUUAAAGAUCUAUCAGUAAUUUUUUUAAAGUAGUGCCUGUUAGGUGUGAUCAAAUAAUUGAUGUACCCCCUCCCCUGGGAAUUGACCUUUAGCCCACUUCACAAUGGACAUUCUGCUUGCUUAGACCACAUUCCACCUGCUAAGACCAUUAUCUCUCCCCUCCGGAGUUUCCCAGAAUCCCGACCUGCACAGAGAAUUCUCCUCCCAGAAAAAGCCCGCCUAGAGUCCUUUAAAAACUCUGACUCCCAGUCUUUGGGUGCUGCCCCAUCUGGGUUUCCAGAUGACCUUUACCCCUUUUGGCCUCGUGCAUUCCUCCUUCGGCGACCCUAACAGUGCCUGCAUACAGAAGAGAAAACUUCAUAGAAGUGGCCUUAGUGUGCACUCAGCCCAGAGCUUAAGAUUUGGAGCAUUUGAAAUCUUAGCUUUAUUGCUUCUGAGGAAACAGGACCCUGGGUCCACUUUAACACCCAGAUCUGAAGUUGACCAUUUUAUACAAAACCUGCUUUGCUUUGAACCUGCCAAAAUUUGCUUUCAUUGAGAUUUAAGCUAAACUCCACUAGAAUCCUACAAAAACUCUGUCCCUUUGCUUGGGACACGGCUCCUCUGGCAUGUGUUCGCCCUCAUUGAGGGGUCAAAUCCUACCUUUGUUGGAUGGCUAGUUUGUUCCUGGGAGUCAUAGGCUGCUGGGCCUAAGUCCUGGACGAACCUCCCAGGGCACAGAGCAGGAUAGAGAGAGGAUCCAGACAGAGAGUCAUGCAGGAAAUAUUCAGCAUAGAAAUAAAGUCCACCCUUCCCUCCCCACUACCCAGCAAAUCUGAUUCCCCACUAUCUACAGACAGGAGUGUUGUGAGGAAGUGUGUGGGGGGUGAGGGCGGAGGGGAGGCAGAGACCUUGGUUCACCCAGUGUUCAUACACAUCUGGGGCUGAGUAAAGGGCUGCAGAAAAUGAAUCAGUCAGUCUCUGAGUGGCUCUUGAGGCCAUGGAAAGAUCUAGGUCCUUUACUAAGGCACAAUGAAAGCACUGGGUCUCCUGACAUUUGAAGGGCUGCCCCUUCCCCCCAAAUGAAAUGAGCCAAAAAAGUGAAGGGAACAGGGGGAAGGGCAGAAUUCUAAAAAAAAAAAAAAUGCCCUUCCUUUGAACACCAUCAUUGUGCGAGCAUGUGAGGGAGGCCAGCGGGGGUGGGGUCAGCUGGGAGGCAGGCCUAUAGGACUUGUCUUCCCUUGUUUAUCCCCCAGCCACAUCUGGGCAGCAGCCAGGGUCCGCCCUCAUUGUGUCAUCAUUGGAGGAGCUCAAACUUAAAGGCUCCAGUUUAAAUUCAGGGCAUUUCAUUUUCUCUUACUGGUGGGCCUGCUGUGUCUCACCAUGCCAGCCUGCUGCGAUGAUAUGUUCCUGUAUGAGACCAACAAAGUCAUCCAGAUCCAGAACACGAGAUAUGGCACCAUUAAGUGGAUCUUCCACAUGAUUGUUUUUUCCUAUGUUAGCUUUGCUCUGUUGUGUGACAAGCGGUACCAGCGGAAAGAGCCUCUGACCAGCUCUGUGCACACCAAGGUGAAAGGCAUAGCGGAGGUGAGAGAGGAGAUUCUGGAGAAUGGAGAGGAGGUGCACAGAGUCUUCGACACGGCAGAUUACACCUUCCCCGUGCAGGGGAAUUCCUUCUUUGUGAUGACAAACUUUCUCAAGACAAAGGGCCAGGUGCGGGGGCUUUGUCCAGAGCACCCUACCCGCAGGACACUCUGUUCCUCUGACCGGGGCUGUAAAAAGGGAUGGUUGGACCCGCAGAGCAAAGGAAUCCAGACCGGAAAGUGUAUACCGUAUAAACUGCAGCCUCCGAAGAAGACCUGUGAAGUCUCUGCCUGGUGUCCCACCGAGGCAACGGAAGAGCCCCCCCAGCCUGCGCUCUUGAACAGUGCUGAAAACUUCACUGUGCUCAUCAAGAAUAAUAUCGACUUCCCCCGCCACAAUUACACCACGAGAAACAUCUUGCCAGAUGUAAACAUCACUUGCACCUAUCACAAGACUCAGAAUCCACAGUGUCCUAUUUUCCGACUAGGAGAUAUCUUCCAAGAAACAGGAUAUAACUUUUCAGAAGUGGCAAUUAAGGGGGGAAUCAUGGCCAUUGAGAUCAACUGGGACUGCAACCUGGAUAGUUGGUUCCAUCACUGCCGUCCAAAAUACAGUUUCCGACGCCUUGACGACAAGACAACCAAUGAGUCCUUGUACCCUGGCUACAACUUCAGAUAUGCCAAGUACUAUAAGGAAAACAAUGUUGAAAAACGGACUCUGAUAAAAGUCUUUGGGGUCCGUUUUGACAUCCUGGUUUUUGGCAGCGGAGGAAAAUUUGACAUCAUCGCACUGAUCGUGUACAUCGGCUCCACCCUCUCCUACUUUGGUUUGGCCACUGUAUUCAUUGACUUCCUCAUCAACACUUGCUCGAAUACAUCCUGUCAAUCCUAUUGCAAGUGCUGUGAAUGCUGCGCGGUCAAUGAGUAUUACUACAAGAAGAAGUGCGAGUCCAUUGUGGAGCCAAAGUCGACAUUAAAAUAUGUGUCCUUUGUGGAUGAAUUCCAUAUUAGGAUGGUGGAAGAGCAGCUACUUGGGAGAAGUCUGCAAAAUGUCAAAGGCAAAGAAAUCCCAAAACCAUUAAUGGACUUCACAGACUUGUCCAGGCUGCCCCUGUCUCUCCAAGACGCACCCUCCAUUCCUGGGCAACCAGAGGAAAUCCAGCUGCUUAGUGAGGAGGCAACACCCAGAUCCAGCAGCAGCCCGAGCUGGUGCCAGUGCGGAAAUUGCCUCCCAUCCCAACUCCCCAGGAGUCACCAAUGCCUGGAGGAGCUGUGCUGUCGGAAAAAGCCAGGUGUCUGCAUCACGACCUCAGAGCCAUUCAAGCAGCUCAUCCUGUCCAGACGUGCCCUGCAGUUCCUCCUGCUCUACCAGGAGCCCUUGCUGAAGCUGGAUGCGGAUGCCACCAACAACCAGCUGCGGCACUGCGCCUACAGGUGCUAUGCCACCUGGCGCUUCGGCUCCAAGGACCUGGCUGACUUUGCGAUCCUGCCCAGCUGUUGCCGCUGGAGAAUCCGGAAAGAGUUUCCCAAGAGUGAAGGCCAGUACAGUGGCUUCAAGAGUCCUUACUGAUGGAACAGAGCAGUCAUAAGCAAAUUACUUCUGCUUGCACCCCGAGCUUCAGCAGCCAAGAUCUGUGGCCAGAUUUCCUCCGCUGCCACUCUGCAUGUGUCAGAGAGCAGAGAGACCCGGGUAAACAAACAAACCAGCCAGAAUCCCUCAACAUGGACUGAGAGUGGAGAGAUUCAGACGUCUGUCUCAAUUUUGCCCCUGGGAAGCUGUGUGAUCUAAGGCCUUUAACCUCUGUACCUCAAUUGCCUUAAGAUUCAACCUACUCUCUUACAGAGAUAUUGGGAGGAAAAUUGAGACAGUGUAUACAAGCUUUCUUGUUAAUGCACAGAGAGCUAUAUGAAUACAAAGCAACUCAUUAUAAGGUCAGACUAGGAUAAUGUCCAACUAUGAACAAACUCUUUGGGUCUUGAGUCCUGGUUAGAGAACGUGAAGGAUUCAAAGUGGCUACAAAUUCCUUGGCCUUUGUCUCUCAGGACCUGAAGGUUAUGUCUCCUCCCCUUGCGCAGCUCUGAUUGCUUAUCCAAUAGUGAAAGUGAUGCUGGGUCAGUUUCAAGGUCUUGGUCUUAAGAGGCUGGCAACUUCCACUCCCUGUCCCCUGACACUUGCUGUGCAGGAAGCCAGACCUCAGGUAAAAGUCUGACUAUCCUGAGACAGCCCUGCUGUGAGGAAGCCCAAGCAACCAUGUGGAGAGGAGAGAUGACUGACCAGUCCCAGCUUUCAAAUCAUAUAAGCCCAGUCACUAGGCAUGGGAGAGAAGACUUUAGACCCUUCCAGAGCCUGCUAACACAUGUCUGCAACUUCAUGAGACACCCCAAGUGAGAGCUGACCCAUGAAUGCACAGAACAAUAUUGUUUUAAGCCACUAAGUUUUGGGUUCUUUGUUCUAUAGCAACAGAUAGCUGGGACAAGAGAGCAAGCUGGACUCUUAGGGACAUAGACUCAGCCCAUACCUUCCCUGGUCCUAAAGGUCUCAGGGAGCCUGGACCACCUCUGGAGCUCCUUAGGAGCCUAGGUUCCCAUUCAGCAGUUCUAGGAGGGCUGCAGAUGGAAUCAGGUAACUCACCAGCCCAGCCCUGGAAUCCAUCCAAUUUAACUGCCACGCUGCCCAAUACAUUUCAAUUGCAUUACAUUUCUACGACUGGAAAUAACCAGUGCAGUUAAGAACUGGAAAAGGCCGCCUUUAAGCUUUUAAUGUCUUGAGCUUUGCAUCCAAUUAAAGUAGAUGCAGUCUGGAUGCUACUCAAAAAGCAACCUAUACCCAAACCU